Molecule: messenger RNA, 2742 nt
Organism: Schistosoma intercalatum
Lineage: Eukaryota; Metazoa; Platyhelminthes; Trematoda; Strigeidida; Schistosomatidae
Source: the annotation of a GenBank genome assembly
GUCCAUUGAAGGUAGGAGCUUCUAGAAAUCGCAACCUUAUGUCCCUUUGGGAUAUCCAAGGCUUUAAGGAUAGUGCAGGAUGAAGUAACCCGUUCCAUAUCUCAAGGGGGCUGAAAGAGGGAGCAAGUAAAAGAAAACACGAGAGGCAGAGUAGCCAAUAUUCAUGAAGGAAUGUUUAAGGUAUUUGUUAAGAAAGAGCAUUUUAAUAGGUUAAAGAAAAUAAGCUUUAGCAAGGUGUGAGUGCCCAAGCAACACAAAAAGGGGAAAUAAAGGGGAAAUGUCGCUUUUUCGCCUUUACGUCGGUUAUUUAGGGGAAAUGUCGCUUUUUCCCCUUUACGUCGUGUAUUUGGGGGAAAUUUGUCGACAAUUCUAUGUAACGUACAGUAUUUGAAUGAACCGCUUGUGGAGCUUCAUUUUUCAUAUACUUCGACGAAUUAAGGCACCGCCUAAUAAAAAAACAAAACUAUUGUCAUAAAAACAAGGUACAAAAUACGGAACCAGGCAUUCGGUUCAUACGCAUAUAGACUGACUUCGUUUGUUGUUUAGCUAAAGUGUUUCGACAUGCUUGGGAGCCAUCACAAAAAACUUACGUGAUGCAGGUGAGUGACGUGCUCUCAGAUUUUUAUGUUCAUUGUAAUUAAUUACAUUGUUAGGCCAAUACUAAGAGUUCUGUUGAAGUCAGUGAGAAUGUUCGUAGACGUAGGGCCACUGUGAACUUGUCACGUUCCCUUGGCUGUCAUAGAUCCAUUUAUAACAGAAGGUGGAAUAAAAUGAGAGCUGCUUUCAUGAAAAAAUAUGACUUUCUUUCGUUCAGUGAGUUUGCUAAUGAAAGCACCUUAAAAGAAGUAAAGAGAGAAAUCACUUGUAAUGACAGUACUUCAGCUAUUACACCAUCGACUAGCAACAUCAAUCAAGGACUUUCAGAUAAUAGUGGUAUGUAUACUAAGUUCAUACGUGAAUAUAUAUAUUAUAGGAUCUCCUGAAGUGAACCUGUUCUCUCCAAAGUUCGUGAAUCGCAAAGAAAUGAUGAACGACUUGAUGAUGUAUCUAAUGUCAAAUACAUCUCUGAGCAUAAGGGAUGCUGAUCGGGUUCUGUAUGGUCUAAGAGUUUUUAUCCCUGACAUUCCGAAAAGCAUCAGAGGUGUCCUUCAGGGAUAGGCUUCAAAUUAGUGGUUUAACAAAUACUACCACAAUAGGCGCUAAUGAUGUCUCCAUGAAACAAGUAAUUAUGUUUAACAACAGCAGAAUAAGUUCAUAUAAACCGGAUAAUGUAGUAGUAGUUAACGGCCAGCCCGGUUUAGUUACUGACAUAAAGGAUGAUGGACUACUAAAAUUUAGGACUUUCAUUGACCCACGCAAUUACUUUGAAGAUCCUUUCCCAUCUAGUGAUAUUGGAAUCUUUAUGUGCUCCGUAGUUAGCCAUGAAUACACAUGGGUUUCAGUUAAGAACAUUGAUUGUAAAUGUAUAGCCAUCAAUUGUACCAAUUACAUAGUUGUAAUCCCAUUGUUGCAUACUUUAUUGUAAAUGCAUUUCGUUUCAUUAGUGUUUAAUUAGUGAUGAUAAACCAUUUACUUACGUCUUAUGUUCUUUUCAGCCCACUAACAAGAAAUACGUUAUUGUUGACGCCCUUAAAAAAAAACAACUUAUGAUAGCAUCAAAAAAAUGGAUAGUUGGCAAUGACCUUUGCGCUUUUCCGAAUGAGAUGGUCGAUAUACACCUUCAGAAGUGCGACCAACCUAAUGACAAUUGGUCACUUAUGAAGUGUAAGGUUAUUCAUGAAUUAGAAUCUCUGCAGUCUGCAAAAGAUCUGUUAGCUUCCCUGCAAAUACUGCAAUCUCACCUUGAAAACACUUCAACGGAUGAAAACACUCUGCCGCAUAACACUGAGAAGCCCAAGAGAGGUGUAAUGAAACGUAAAGAAGAUUUUCUUUACAAUUCAGUAGACAUGGAUGUGGCUGAGAUGCAGGCUGGGAAUAUCCGCGUACAAUAUCCCAAAUUUCGUGUUUUCGACAAAGUGAUAUCUCCAAUCGCCAAUUCAACACAAUUAGAGACAUCACCAUCGACAUCGGAAUGUAAGCAUGUUGGUGGCGCUGUAUUGGACCAGUUGUAUGCUGUGGUGCUGAAGAUGUCGUCAGCUAUCAAUGACUUGACUAAAACGAUUAACAACAUGUCGUCCGCCAUUACGAACUUGAAUGUUAAUGUUAACCAAUUGCUUUCAAAGUCUAAUGAGCGCGAAAGACCGCAUGAAUUCGAUUGCGGACUGUCAAGUCAGCAGUUCCCUUUGUCAUCUGAAGAGGAACUACAGAUGCUAGACACUGGUUUGUCGCAGAAAGAAACCAGGGACAGAUUUAUGGCAAUGGUCACUAGGUUAUCAGGUGACGAUCCAAAAACGUCCAUGCGUUUUAUUCUGUCGCAUCUGCUGACACCGGAGGUUGCCAGUAAAUUCACGUUACUUGGCACCUCUUCUAAACGAGCACUACAUAAAUGCACGUUUUACAGCUGCAUACGAAGUGCCUUAACUCAUCGUUUUUUGUCAUCCUCUGUAAAUGAGAAAGACCUUGGUAAGCUAUACGACAUAGCGACACAAGGUUACAUUCACGACCUCCGAGACAAGAUGAUUAAACGAAAUAGAAGAAAAGAAAAUCAAUUACAGUCAACAAUACUGACGAACAUAACAUAUGUCCAUGGACAUAUGUUGUAUAUACAACUGACAAAUGGAGGCGAUUCGGAAAAGAGCUGAG